Molecule: messenger RNA, 2358 nt
Organism: Triticum turgidum subsp. durum (durum wheat)
Lineage: Eukaryota; Viridiplantae; Streptophyta; Magnoliopsida; Poales; Poaceae
Source: the annotation of a GenBank genome assembly
AUGGCCUCCACCUCCUACUGCGCCACUCCAUCUCCGUCCCUACGAUGCUCUGCCGCCUUCUUCCCCACCUUCGCCUCUCCGCCUCCCGCCCUCCGCUUCGCCGUCCCUCCGCUCCUCCCCCGCCGUCUCGCCAUAUCCCCACCGAGAGUUCGAAUUCCGGCGGUGGCGUCAGCGCUGGAGUCCCUAGUGCAGGAGUCCGAUGACGAGGACGAGGAGGACGACGGGUCUGGGCUGUUCAAGGCCGAGGCGUGGGCGUCGGCGGACGAGAGGGACGCGGUGCGGUCCCCGGAGCUGGUGGUGCCCGAGCUGGAGGAGCUGCCCGAGCAGUGGCGCCGCUCCAGGAUUGCCUGGCUCUGCAAGGAGCUCCCCGCCUACAAGCACUCCACCUUCACCCGCAUCCUCAACGCCCAGCGCAAGUGGCUCACCCAGGAGGACGCCACCUACGUCGCCGUACACUGCCUCCGCAUCCGCGACAACGACGCCGCCUUCCGGGUGUUUAGCUGGAUGGAGCGGCAGCACUGGUACCGCUUCAACUUUGCGCUUGCCACAAGGGUGGCGGAUUUUCUCGGCAGGGAAGGCAAGGUUGAGAAAUGCCGGGAGAUGUUUGAGGCAAUGGUCAAGCAGGGCCGUGUGCCUGCCGAGUCCACCUUCCACAUACUGACCGUUGCGUACCUCAGUACGCCCAGGGGACGGUGCCUCGAGCACGCUUGCACUAUCUACAACCAGAUGAUACAGAUGGGCGGCUACAAGCCUCGCCUCAGCCUUCACAACUCAUUGUUCCGCGCACUUGUGAGUAAGACAGGAGGAACUGCAAAGCACAACCUCAGGCAGGCUGAGUUUGUCUACCACAAUCUUGUCACCACCAAUCUUGAGGUGCACAAGGAGGUCUAUGCUGGGCUCAUCUGGCUUCACAGCUACCAAGAUGUCAUUGAUAGAGACAGGAUCAUAGCUCUUAGGAAGGAAAUGAAGCAGGCUGGUUUUGAUGAGAGUAUUGAUGUGCUGGUGUCAGUCAUGCGGGCCUUCUCCAAAGAAGGGAGGGUUCAAGAAACAGAGGCAACAUGGCAUGAAAUUCUCCAGAGGGGUUCAGAACUUCCUGCUCAGGCCUAUGUCUGCCGAAUGGAGGUUUAUGCUCGAACUGGUGAGCCUAUGAAAUCCCUGGAUAUAUUCAGAGAAAUGAAGAGGCAAAGUAUACCCCCAAACGUUGCAACUUAUCAUAAGAUAAUUGAGAUAAUGGCAAAUGCUGAGGAGAUAGAUGUUGCGGAACAACUUAUGGAUGAAUUUUCUGAGAGUCAUAUGAAGCAUCUGAUGCCAGCAUUUCUUGCCCUGAUGUACAUGUAUUUGGAUCUUGAUAUGCAUGAGAAAUUAGAAUUAACAUUCUCGAAAUGCCUUGCUAGGUGCCGUCCAAAUAGAAUCUUGUACAUCAUCUAUCUAGAAUCACUGAUAAGGGCUGGAAAUGUCGAGAAAGCUGAGGAGGUCUUCGAUGAAAUGCACAAAAAAGGGACGAUAGGUACUAAUGCAAAAUCUUGCAACAUCAUGCUAAGAGGUUAUAUUUCUGCAGAAGACUAUCAGAAAGCUGAAAAGGUUUAUGAUAUGAUGUGUAAAAAGAAGUAUGAUGUACAAGAGGAUUUGUUGGAAGAACUUCAGACUGGCCUCCGUCUUGGUAAGAAAGUCGCUGUUAAGCCAAAACCCGUGAGCAUCAAAUUGGAUCAAGAGCAGCGUGAGAUUUUGAUUGGUUUGCUUCUGGGAGGCACACAGAUUGAAUCUCAUGCACAGAGAGGGGUCCAUAUUGUCCAUUUUAAGUUCCAGGAAGAUUCUGAUGCCCAUUCGGUCUUAAGGGUGCACAUUCAUGAGCGUUUCUUUGAAUGGCUGACUUCAGCAAGCAGAUCAUUUGAGGAUGAGAGCAAGAUACCUUAUGAGUUCUCAACCAUACCUCAUUUACAUUUCGGUUUCUUUGCUGACCAGUUCUUUCUAAAAGGCCAGCCUGUUCUCCCAAAGCUUAUCCACAGGUGGUUAUCUCCACGUGUUCUAGCGUAUUGGUUCAUGUUUGGAGGCCUCAAACUCUCGUCAGGUGAUAUCGUUCUCAAGGUCAGUGGUGGGAACAGUGAGGGUGUUGAAAGAAUUGUAAACUCCUUGCAUGCACAGUCCUUACCUAGUAAAGUGAAGAGGAAAGGGCAAUUCUUCUGGAUAGGUUUUCAGGGGAGCAAUGCCGAUUCUUUCUGGAAAGUUAUAGAACCUUAUGUAUUGGACGGUUUCUUGGGUUUGACAACACAGGAAAGCGGCACCGCAGGUUCUGGUGAUGACCAAGAAACUGAUACUGAUUCUGAUGAUGAUGCUCAUAAGUAUGGAAGUGAAGAGUGA